This is a messenger RNA of Mitosporidium daphniae, 393 nucleotides long. RefSeq lists its product as uncharacterized. The transcript is spliced from 2 exons. Lineage: Eukaryota; Fungi; Microsporidia. The record is from RefSeq and is a predicted model, not a curated record. The coding region runs from base 1 to 393 and encodes 130 amino acids.
AUGACGCAACUUGCACCAGUCCAGCAGUGCUUGAUGCACAUGGAAAGCUUCUCCUCCCAUCUACUACCUCCUGCCGAUGACACUCCAACAUUUCAGCUGGAGCGGCUGUCUCCACCGGGCGCUACUGGUCCACACAUGACGACAAUGAUUCGUGUCGCGCUCUGCCAGGCCAUCAUGAGCAGUGGCGAAUGCGUUAGGGGCGGCGCUGCCGCUGUUGUGCUGGUUUUUGGUUGUGGGUUCGAUGAUCAUAUCAGGCUGUUGCUUGUUGGCGGCUGUUUCCAGCCGACGCACAAGCAGCCAUCGUCACCGCCACCACCACCAUCAUAUGCCAACACGACGCGACACCACCGUGGUGUCCCCCACUCACUCGCCAAAAGUAACUCCGCAGUAUAA